AUGAUCAGAGGGGACCAGAGGUCGGCCAUGGAGAAAGUAAAAGGUCCCGCCGUGGGAUGCACCACUGCAACCUGUGGAUGGAGAUCCCUGCUUCUCCCACAGCUCAACAGACAGUCCCUGUACAUGUACGGCAGCGAGGUGGCCGUGGAGACGGAGUGCAUGCGGCAGCUGCAGAGCGGAGUCUUUGUCAUUCACCCGUUCAGCCUCAUGAGGAGUUACUACAUUAUGGUCAUGAUGGCCAUCACAUUUCUGAACCUGAUUGGGAUUCCCAUGGAGAUAGCCUUCCUGGAUGGAAACAGUGGAAUGGCAUGGGAAGGUUUUAACGUGUUUUCAGACACGCUGUUCCUGAUAGAUGUAGCUCUGAAUUUCCGAAUGGGCAUCAUAGCGGAGGACGGCGAGGAAGCUAUUCUGGAUAUUAAGCGAAUCCGAGUGUGUUACCUGAGGACAUGGUUCAUACCGGAUGUUAUAGCUGCUUUCCCGAUCGGCUACAUACUGCUGUUUGCGGAUUUACAGUACCACAAUGAUGACAACCCUUCCAAGACCAACAAAAUGAUGAGGAUACUGAUGUUUGUGCGGAUCCUCAGCUUGAUCAGGCUUGCUCGAGUGUCCAGACUGGUCAGGUUCUUCAAUGAGGUGGAGAAAGUGUCAAAUGCAAACUUGGAGGUGGUCCGUCUGUUCUUCCGCAUCUUAUCUCUAUUCAUGAUGAUUUUCCUGUUGUGUCACUGGAACGGCUGCAUCCAGUACUUUGUGCCCAUGUUGGAAGAGUUUCCCUCUGACUGCUGGGUCCGGAAAGAAAACCUGAUGAACGCCACAGUGAGCGUGAAGUAUUCUUGGGGAGUUUUCCGCGCUCUCUCCCAGAUGAUCGCUCUCUCCUAUGGCUCCAUGGAUGCUCCAACAAAUUAUGUUGAAAUGUGGAUCGUCAUGGUCAGCAUGGUGUCCGGCUGUCUGAUGUAUACCGUCCUUGUGGCCAACGCUACCACCAUGAUAGCCAGCACCGAUCCGGCAGCAAAGGAGUACAAGAGCAAGAUGAGCCGUUUGGAGCACUACAUGACCUUCAUGAAGCUCCCACCAGAGCUGCAGCUUCGUAUCAGCAACUACUACCAGGCCCGCUACGGAGGGAAAUGGUUUGAUGAGAGGGACGUCAUGGACACGGUGUCUUCAUCACUCAAAGAGCAAAUCCUGGAGGUGAUGUGCAGCCGGCUUCUGAGAAAAGUGCCAAUUUUUCAGAGUAGAGACGAAAACUUCAUCAACGCCAUCCUCCAGAAAUUGGAUUACGAUGUUUUCCAGGAGGGAGACGUCAUCGUGCGACAGAACGUCCCGGGAGACCGCAUGUUCUUCAUCGAUCACGGCCAGGUCCUCAUGGAGACCGAUUCCUACGAGAAGGAGCUGUGUGACGGAGACUUUUUCGGAGAGACAUGUGUGCUGACCAAAGGCAAACAUCUGGCCACAGUGAAGGCGCUGACCGACUGCCAGUGCUUCUCUCUGUCCUGGGACGACUUCCAUGAUGCGCUGCAGGGCUUCCCAGAAGUCAAAAAGGACGUCGAAAAAAUGGUUCUGCUCAACUCUGAUGGCGGACAUGUAUAA
This is a messenger RNA of Scomber scombrus (Atlantic mackerel), 1584 nucleotides long. It is a transcript of the gene hcn5, whose product is annotated as hyperpolarization activated cyclic nucleotide-gated potassium channel 5. Bases 1 to 1584 code for a protein of 527 amino acids. NCBI's taxonomy places the organism in Eukaryota, Metazoa, Chordata, Actinopteri, Scombriformes, Scombridae. The record is from RefSeq and is a predicted model, not a curated record. Gene Ontology annotation, biological process: transmembrane transport; monoatomic ion transport. The transcript is spliced from 10 exons. Gene Ontology annotation, cellular component: membrane. Gene Ontology annotation, molecular function: monoatomic ion channel activity.